Molecule: messenger RNA, 2188 nt
Organism: Bradysia coprophila
Lineage: Eukaryota; Metazoa; Arthropoda; Insecta; Diptera; Sciaridae
Product: hydrogenase maturation factor HoxX-like
Biological process (GO): biosynthetic process
Molecular function (GO): catalytic activity
Source: RefSeq, a predicted model, not a curated record
GUAAAUGGAACAUUAUUUGUUCAUUGUUAGUGUUUGACUUGGUGUUUGAUCAUUUAAAUCAGCUGUGAUUCGUUCAAAAAAAGGAAAAUUAUCCUUUUGUAAACGGAAAGUAUAUCAUGGUACGACCUGUCGUUUAAAUUGUUUAAAAUGUAUUGUGCGUCAAUUAAAAUCUUUCAGUUCUGAAACUAUGAAGUCACGACCAGCAACAUCGCUACGUUUGUCUUUACUUUGUAACGCAUUCAAUAGCAUGACGCAACGUAUUUAUCUGGAAUGUGUCGAACUGGGCCAUGAUACAGAGAUCGUCAUCUUUGACGAGACGGAAGAAGCGUUACAAACUAUUGCAACACUCCAGCCCGAUUUAAUCAUUUGUCCGUUCUUAACUAAAAGAAUACCCAUCGAAAUGUACAGUAAUACGCCGUGUCUUAUUGUUCAUCCGGGCAUUGAAGGAGAUCGCGGUAUGUCGUCUAUUGAUUGGGCAUUACUUGAAAAUGCAUCGCAAUGGGGUGUGACGAUUCUGCAAGCUGAAGAAGAAAUGGAUGCUGGCGAUAUUUGGUCAACGAAUAAUUUUCCUAUUGAACGUCGGUAUGGCGGUGCACCGACCAAAUCCAGCUUGUAUCGAUUCGAAUGCAUUCAUGCUGCGGUUAAAGGUAUUCGUCAGGCACUUGAAAACUAUGCAAAAGAAAUUCCACCGCGCCCAUUGGAUUACACCAAUCCCGAUGUAAAGGGGACCUUACGUCCAAGAAUGACCAACAGUGAUCGACAAGUGGACUGGCUAAGAUCGGCUGGUGAAAUUGUCAGAAUUAUUAAUGCGUCAGACUCGCAGCCUGGUGUCUUGGACUCAUUAGCCAACGAAAAAUACUUUUUGUUUGGUGCACACGAAGAAAAAGUGCUCGACCUAUCUUCGUAUUCAUCGGAGAUUCAUGCGAUUUUAGCUCAACGAUAUGGUGCCAUUUUGAUCCGUUGUGGACAAGGAAGUGCCGUCUGGAUUACACAUUUAAAGAAAAUGAACAACAAAAAUGAAAAAUCCUUUAAAUUACCAGCGACUAUGGUUCUACCUGCGGAAAUAGUACAAACUAUACCAAUUGUCCCCGAGCAAGGGUUGCUGAUCAAAUUUGGCUCUAUGCCUCGUACAUUUCAGGAAAUUUUCUGUUGGCAAGACGAGACAAUUGCAUAUCUCUGGUUCGAUUUUUAUAAUGGCGCAAUGAGCACCGAUCAAUGUGUGCGCUUAUCAGCAGCAAUUGAUCAAACACUUGCAACUAUUUCGGGUAAAAUUCUUGUGUUGAUGGGCGGCUUUAGUUUUUUCAGCAAUGGCAUUCAUCUGAAUACGAUUGAAGCAGCCAAUGAUCCGGCAAAAGAAUCAUGGGAUAAUAUCAACGCGAUCGACGAUGUGGUUUUCCGUAUUUUGACAUGCAAAUCUCGUUGGACCAUCAGUGCAUUGCAAGGCAAUGCAGGUGCUGGUGGAGUUAUGGCUGCAAUAGCAGCAGAUAGCGUUGUGGCACAUCCUGAUGUGGUGCUUAAUCCAUCAUAUAAGGCGAUGAAUUUAUAUGGAUCGGAAUAUUGGACAUUUUCUCUCCCGAAUCGCGUGGGUAAUGAACGUGCCGAAGAAUUGACGAACAGUACUAAUCCCGUUUCUGCGCGACAAGCUGUUAAAAUUGGUUUGAUUGAUCAGAUAUUGGGUUCGGAGUUCAAUACAUUCUUUGAUUCAGUGCAAGAAUAUGCACAAACAUUGGCAAAAAAUCCAAAUUUGGAUGAUAUGAUCGCUGGAAAACAAGUGAAUGUUGAUCUGUCAUUUAACGAAAGAAUCACUCAACAUCGAAACAAUGAACUCGAGCAAAUGAAAGAUUGCUUUGCAGAUCCGAUGUAUCAUGGAAAGCGUCGUGCAUUUGUGUAUAAAAGUAAAUAUUUGCCAUGUGUUGCAUCAAGUAUGCAAAAGGGUUCCAACGGAUGCAAAUAUCGGAAUUGUUAAUCUUUCCGCGAGGGAAAGCGAAAGCCAAGGAUUAUGUGGAAGCAAAAUGUCUUUUAAAUAAUGAUUCUAUAUACUACAGGCCUCCUAUAUACCUCCUAAAAUCUCCUAAAACUCCUAAAAUUUCAAAAAUGCUCCUAAAAUCUCCUAAAAUGAGAGUCAUUAAAGAUUAUCUUCUAAAUCAGGAUCAAGAUCAAUACAAUCAGUGGAUGAGUAAAAUAACAU